Laccaria bicolor S238N-H82 is the source of this 642-nucleotide messenger RNA. RefSeq lists its product as uncharacterized. The transcript has 3 exons. The record is from RefSeq and is a predicted model, not a curated record. Lineage: Eukaryota; Fungi; Basidiomycota; Agaricomycetes; Agaricales; Hydnangiaceae. The coding region runs from base 1 to 642 and encodes 213 amino acids.
AUGCGGUAUAUUCUCAAAUGGAUCGCCGCUAUUUUCGUUCUGACAUGGGUUAUUCUUACCGCUCAACUGCUCUGGACGUGCGAGGGGAAAAACGCGGAUUGGGGCCCAGGCCAUCUGAUAUGUGUAAUGCCCUUGAGAGUUGCGAUCGUACAAUUGACCACCGAUACGUUGAGCGACGUCAUCUUAAUUGUAGCGCCCCUCCGUCUUGUCUGGAAUAUAAAGUUAUCUCGCCCACAAAAGAUCCGCAUUAUAACGAUUUUCUCCAGCACGAUAGCUAUGACCAUUUUUAGUCUUAAUCAUGCUUGUUGGCUGAUAGUAGACGGUGGCGGGUUAUCUGAGGCCCUGGCGGCAGUCAUCCAGAAUUCCGUUAGUCUGAUUGUUUGCAAUUUCAGCGUCAUAAUCGCCUUCAUCUUCCAAAUCGCGGCGGAAGAUGCAAGGAGCUCUUACCAUGUAGAAGCUGGGAGCCUCUCUCUCCGGUGCAAGGUGCCUAGCGGUGUGCCUUCAGGGACAGGUGUGCGUAUUGAGCGGACCGAAGUGAUAACUUUGGACAGCCUUGGUUCAUUGCACGGGAAUACGACUAAAGUCGGUCAACCUUUUGACACGGAUAGCAAGGAUUUUUUGACGGAGAAGGACUGCACAUGA